AUCCUCAGGUUUAACCUAAUUUAACAACGUUUGUUUACUAUAUCCACUUUUUUGUUCUUUAAGACAACAUGUUAGUCUGCACCUUACUACCAUUUGAAGCUACAUAGUGUUUUUGUCCCUGAAGGACCCCUCAACGGACACAAACUAGACAACGGACCCCUGUUUAACAAGCUAUUUGUCAUCUGUCAACAGGGAGGUGCAGAGACUUUUUCCAGGGCAGAGGCUAAAGUGAGAAAAAUGUUUUGAAACCAUAAGUUGAGUGUAGUAGAUCAUCUGAAUAGCUUAACAAUUUAUUUUAUUAACCUCACAUUCAGCUCUCUCCACACUGAUUUGACAUUUAUUCAGUCAAGACUUGUGUGCUGCACCUAAGAUUUAAGAGGACAAAAAUAUAUUUAGAAGAAGUGAAUGUCCUGUGCCUUGCUAAACUUUAACUUAUGCAGGUUAAGUUGAACAACAUCAGCAAUCUUGUCAUCCAAGGUGAACUAUAGAUAACUUAACCCUGAAGCAUUAGUAUUUGUUUGCCAUCCAGUCGACCUUCCUGUCAGUGUGCUCCACAGUGGCAGACCACCAUGGCUCUGAACAUUCCCGGUGUGGUUGCGGUGCUGUUCUUCUACAUAAUUAUUCUGGGCACAGGGAUGUGGGCCGCCCGAAAGGCCAGGGUGGAAGAGAGGAAUUGCAAUGGAGACAGGACAGAAGUGGUGCUUCUUGGGGGCAGGAAUAUCGGCUUGCUGGUUGGGAUUUUCACCAUGACCGCUACAUGGGUCGGAGGUGGUUUUAUCCUGGGGAUUGCUGAGGCAGUGUACAGUCCUAAAAUGGGCUUGAUAUGGGCUCUAAUGCCGAUACAAUACUCUGUGUCUUUCAUAAUAGGUGGUCUUUUCUUUGCCAAGCCAAUGAGGGACAAGAAGUAUGUCACCAUGAUGGACCCAUUCCAGAUAAAGUAUGGCAGGUUACUGAGUGGCGCUCUAGUACUGCCUGCUCUGCUGGUGGAUGUGCUGUGGGUGGCCUGCACUCUGCUCGGUUUAGGAGCAACUAUGAGUGUGAUUCUAGACCUGCCCUAUGUCUACACUGUUUGGAUCUCAUCGUCUGUGGCCAUCAUCUAUACUUUGUUAGGAGGCCUCUAUUCAGUGGCCUACACUGACAUCAUCCAGCUCUCUCUGGUUUUUGUCGGUUUGUGGCUGUGCAUCCCCUUCCUCCUGGUCAACCCCACAUCAGCAAACAUUUUCCAUACUGCUAUCAACAACACAUUUCAAGAACCCUGGGUUGGCUCUCUGGAACACGACAAAAUCUGGAAGUGGAUUGAUGACUUCCUAUUGCUGGGUCUUGGCAGUGUUUCAUUUCAGUGCUUCCACCAGAGGAUGCUGUCUUCCUCCUCAUCACGUACGGCCCAGUUUACCUGCUAUGCUGCUGCUCUCAUCAUCGCCAUACUGGGAAUCCCCCCUGUCUUGAUUGGGGCUGUCGCUGCCUCCACAGACUGGAACCUGACACAGUAUGGCUCUCCAUCUCCAUACAUUCGUGGUGAGCACACGUUUAUCCUUCCCCUGACUCUCCAAUAUCUCACGCCAUCCUACAUCUCCAUCAUUGGAAUUGGAGCUGUGGCUGCUGCUGUCAUGUCGUCAACAGACUCAGCCCUGUUAUCCGCAACUUCAGUUUUCGCAACAAACAUCUACAAGAACAUCCUGCGCCAACAGGCUUCAGAUUAUGAAAUGCAAUGGGUGAUUCGGAUCACAGUGGUUGUUGUGGGUGUGGUUGGGACAGCUUUAACAUUCUUCACCAACAGCACCCUGGUCCUCUGGAUUCUUGGAGCAGACAUUUCCUACACCCUUAUAUUCCCCCAUCUGGUCUGCGUGCUCUUCUUUGAAGUGACAAAUGCUUAUGGCGCCGCAGUGGGUUAUGUUACAGGGCUGAUUGUAAGGAUUCUGGUGGGAGAGAACACUGUCGGUCUCCCUGUUGUUCUUCAUCUUCCUGGUUGCACUCUGGAGGAUGGCAUCUAUGUCCAAAUGUUACCGGUCAGAACAUUCUCCAUGCUGUGCACCCUGUUAACUAUCUUGGUCUUUUCUGUGCUUUCUUUGUUCAUGUUCAACCACAGCCUGUUGCCUGAAAGUUGGGACAUUUUUAAAGUAAAAUGUAACACUGCUGUAUCAUCAGCGGACGCUGUCACUCAGAAUCUCCAAGAAGAAGCUGGAAGUGAUGGUGAGUGUGACAACGACAUUUAUGGAGUUGUCUUACAACCAAUUUUGCAGAAAGGAACAAAACCGUUUCCCCCUCUUUCUUAAGUUGCUGGCCAGCAUUUAAUUUGCUUAAUAACUGUAUAUUUAGAAAAAAGUUAAAGUCGCUGAAGUUAGUUGCUUAGUUGUGCCUCAGGUGUUGAUAAACAUUUUACAUUCUAAAAUAAGUUCCUUUUCUUUCUCUGGAUGGAUGAUUUUGUGUGUGUGUGUGUGUGUGUGUAUGUGUGGGGGGGAGACAAGUUAUGUUUGUAAUCGUUUGUUAAUUCACAACACAGGUUAUAAACAUGGUUCUCUCAAAGUGUCUACCAGCAUUCCAUGCCAUAUUCAUGUACAAAUUUUGUGAAUAAACAUAUUUUGUCCAAAUUACCAAUUACAUCAAUAAUUUUAUUUCCAGCAUUCCCAAUAAAUAACAUAGUGUAUCCCCAAUUGUCUAAAUUAAUAGUGAAUUAAAUCACAAUAAUUUGUUUAGUUUCAUACCUAAAUGAACCAUUUUAACCAGAUUUAAAAUCAUCAUAACACAAGAUGUCAACAAUUUUGCAGAGAAAACCAAAAGUUGUCAGAGCAUGGUUCAGUGUGUGAAUAUAUUUGUGACAUAAACCGACUUAAGAGUGAACAUGUAAUCAAUCAACUUACCAAUACAUUUGACAUUGCUCACAGCUUAUAAACUCAUAUUGGGAAGUGAGUGGAACUAAACACUGGCCUCACUGAGCAGACUGACUGACUGUGUAGUUCAUUACAACAGACCCAUAUCUUCACCAUUUUUCCCUCGGUGGAGAGCAGUGGAGGAUCGAGGAUUUUUCUGAAUCAGGGGCCAUAAAGGGGCCACAAUUUACACAGAAGGACCAAUUAUAUGUUCAACAUCCAUGUUCAAUUCCUGAUUCAGUAAGGCGGACAUUUAAGUCAGUCCUUGUUCACUGUUGGUUCUACAGCUACAGUAUUACAAAUUGAAAGUUGUUCCUUGUUUAAAAAAUAUUACAAAAUAUAAUUUUUUUUUAUUGUCAAACAUUUGAUGUUAGUAGCUGUGGCAAAGGAUGUUGCUACCUGGAUCUCAUCACGGCAGACACAGACAAGCGAUUCUUCAGCUUUUUAUUUAGAGACCAGGAGCAAACUUAUACUUAAACACAACAGAAAUCCAGCACUUUCUGCUGGGAUACAGCUUUACAGCUUAGCACUGCUCUGUCUCGCAUGUGUCUCUGAGUGUCUGUUGUGUGUCUGUGUUCCUCUGCGUGUCUCUCUGAGGCAGCUCUGCUGCUGCCUUCUGUACCAGAGGAUCAAUCAGUGAUGAUGUUCCUCUGGUCCAGGUAAAGGAGCUCUCCCAGCUACCUACAGCAGCUUAGUAAGUGACAGGUACGGAGGCGUAUUGCUGUCUCAUCAGAAAUAUAAUAGGGCAUUAUAACACUUCCGACUAUCAUAUCAUCAGGUCUCUGGUGGAGGUAAACUCCCCAAUACAUGCACUACUUGGGCUGUCUCUAAACAUGGCUCACAAGAGGGAUGCCCCACUGAUACAUUUGUAAAGAAAUCGCAGUUUACCCGAAGAGUGUUUUUUUUAAGUAGCCCACAUCCUUUAAAACGUAUCUGUUUUUGCGUUAAAUGUCAUUCGUCGUUAUGCAUGGAUAGCGCAAGUUAGCUAACAUAGCUAGCUGGCCAGCCAAGAUAACUCACCAAUGCAAAGCCAUGCUCCAGCUCAGGUUACUGAACCUACCGGACUGUGUACUGUGGUUCUUGUUUUGGGAAGUUUUUCCUUACGAUUACUGAGGGUUAAGGGCAAAGGACGUCACAUGUUGUUUCAUGAGGAAUUUUUUUGAUUUGUUAAUAUGGGCUAUACAAAUGAAAAUUGAUCGAAUGAUCGAUUGGUUGAGUUACUCCACUCUGGAUGUGCCUCCCUUGUGUUGCGGUUUCAAUCACAUGUUGACACUUAACAUAUUUAAAGUUUUGUCCCCAGGAUAUAAUGUAGGAGCUUACAGUUCCUCAAGCUGCAAGCUCUGUGCACAGCCUUCUUUCAUCCCAGGAAAUAAAUGCAAUUACAGGUUGAUAAAACACAAAGAACACUCUUCACAUAUGUACUGUAUGGUUAAUACUAAUCUGACAGCAGACUUUGUGCUGUGUUUAGUUUGUUCAAUGUUUUAACGCAAAUAAAACCUCAACAACUGUUCUUAUAUUGUUCUCUGUAGUAACAGGGUAACUUAGAUGUAUACACAGACAGUGGUACAUCCUCCCUUCUUACAUAACUUACAGAGUAACUAUGGGGUAUGCAGAUUGUAAUCUUAAGGGCAGUUCUAUUUCCCCUUGUUCAGUACCCUUUGUUAUAUUGUAAACUAAUAUAAAUGGUUUAUUUGGUUCCUGUUAGUGGCAGUUAUAGUACAUCGACAUUUUACCCAGAAUAAAUAUAGUCUAUACAGUUAUGUCCACCUGACACUUGGAUGCCACCACAGAAGCAGUAUGGAGGCAUGUUAUGUUUUUCUAAAGAAUUGGUCACUAUUUCCGUAAAUUGUAUUGGAUUUGGCUGCAACACAAAUUUAGGAAUGUAGAGAAUUACAUAAUGACUGCAGUCUCACACAAGCUGGAGAAAUGUGAUGUUACAGAUGUUUUAAUGAUUUCCCGCAACCUACAUAUGCUCUUCCUUCAGAGGGUUUCUUUCUUGUGUAGGAAGCUUUGUUCUACUGGCUAACGUUUAAGAUUCCAUAUUUUACACCAUAUAUAAGCAGUCUAAUGUUAAUUUAAUAGGUAGGUCGGUAACACGCCUGUCUCAUAGAAAAUAAAUUUGUAGUACGGCAUAGGUAAAAGAACUUGUUUUUUUCCAUCAGAAAUGAACAAAUACGGUUUUUCUAUGAGCACAGUCUGACGCACUUUAGUUGAACUAGUCUAUUUUUGAGCAACAUACUGUGUAAAUUGUGUAAAGAUUUUCUGUCUAUGACUGUAAAUGAACUUGUCCUUGUGGGUUUUCGGCAGUAUUAGCAAAAGUGGUAAUAAAGGAACCGCAAAAAGAAAA
Molecule: messenger RNA, 5214 nt
Organism: Limanda limanda (common dab)
Lineage: Eukaryota; Metazoa; Chordata; Actinopteri; Pleuronectiformes; Pleuronectidae
Product: high affinity choline transporter 1-like
Exons: 8
Coding region: 570-2273 (567 amino acids)
Biological process (GO): transmembrane transport; acetylcholine biosynthetic process; choline transport
Cellular component (GO): plasma membrane
Molecular function (GO): choline:sodium symporter activity
Source: RefSeq, a predicted model, not a curated record